Sordaria macrospora k-hell is the source of this 213-nucleotide messenger RNA. RefSeq lists its product as uncharacterized. NCBI's taxonomy places the organism in Eukaryota, Fungi, Ascomycota, Sordariomycetes, Sordariales, Sordariaceae. The record is from RefSeq and is a predicted model, not a curated record.
AUGACCGCGGCCAUGAAGAUUGAAAUUCUAAAGCGUCUUGCCCGGGGCCGCGGCACCUGUUCCGGUGAUUACCGGAUCAUGGAACGCGAGACGGCAAGGCUUUGCCCGGUGUGCAAAGCCAGGUAUGAUGCUAGAAAGACCCCAGCUGCUGCGGCGGCUGGGAGUGAGGAUGGCCAAGGUGGCGGGGUUGAGGGCAACAAUGCCCAGCAGUAA